Rana temporaria (common frog) is the source of this 6648-nucleotide messenger RNA. RefSeq names its product paternally-expressed gene 3 protein-like. The record is from RefSeq and is a predicted model, not a curated record. Bases 1 to 6303 code for a protein of 2100 amino acids. The transcript has 20 exons. Gene Ontology annotation, molecular function: RNA polymerase II cis-regulatory region sequence-specific DNA binding; DNA-binding transcription factor activity, RNA polymerase II-specific. Lineage: Eukaryota; Metazoa; Chordata; Amphibia; Anura; Ranidae. Gene Ontology annotation, biological process: regulation of transcription by RNA polymerase II.
AUGGAAGAACUCUGUGCAGACAUUAUUCAUCCUGGUACAGUCCAGAUAAUUCUCAGAUUAUUGUCCAUCUACAGAGAGUGUUGUAUGGAUCUCAUGACCACAUCAGUAAUGAUGGACGAAGACCAGUGUCGCAGCAAAAGGAUAUUAGACUUCACCUUGGAAAUGAUCUACCUACUGAAUGGAGAGGGUUACACAGUAGUGAAGAAGACAUCUGGUGAGUAUGUGACCUGCAGUAGACAUCACGGUGUGUCAGAGGGACAGAGAGCGACCCCGAGACACAUCACUGUCCCUUCAUCUGUGUCCCUGACUACUUUAUGUGAUAAGGAGAAGAUUCUAGAAGUAACUCAGAAGAUCAUUGGUCUGCUGGCAGGAGAGGACUGUGCUGUAGUAAUGAAGAAAUCAGCUAAGAAAAACAUCGGAACGCGUAGCCACCACUUGUCCAAAGAACAAAAAGAAAGGCAAAGCUCCAUCCCCAUACCUCCACUGAUACUUCAGAAAAAGGACAAGCAAAAAUUUCUAGAAGUCUCCAAUAAGAUUAUUGAUCUGCUGACAGGAGAGAGAUGUUCCCGUCCUCCGUAUUCCACACAGGAAGAUCCCACCAUCCCUCGCCAUCAUCAGAACAAAGACCUUAUAUACGUGAAAGUUGAGGUUAAAGGGGAAGAAGUAGGGACAGAUGCGGGUGGUGAUCAACAAUCCAAGAGGAAGUUCAAGAAGAUUGUGAAAAGUGAACAGGAGGAACAUAUCAGCACAGAUGGACGUGUCCCGAAUAUUAUUGAGGGAAAUUCCGAGAAAUCGUCUAGAAAACCCCUUACUAUGAUUCCAGAUUUCCCUCACAGUGCUGAUAGACCAGCAGAUUCGUCGAUCACCAAGAAAUCUUCUUCAAGCCGUGAAUCCGUUACCACAGGCGAAACUUCAUUGUCUUGUUUGGGGUGCGGGAAAUCUUUUAGAAUGAAGUCUGAACUCCUUAUACAUCUCAGAUCUCACACCAGAGUGACCUUCACGUGUUCAGAGUGCGGGGAAUCUUUCACUGACAAAAAUGAACUUGUUACACAUCAGAGGAGUCACAAGGGUGAGCGUCCUUAUUCAUGUUCAGAGUGCGGGAAAUGUUUCACUGAGAAAAGUGUACUUCUAACACACCAGAGAAUUCACACGGGUGAGCGCCCCUUCUCUUGUACGGAGUGCGGGAAAAGUUUUGCUCAGAAAGCACACCUUCUUACCCACCGGAGAGUUCACACGGGUGAGCGUCCUUUUUCAUGUUCACACUGUGGGAAAUCUUUCUCUGGUAAAGGAAAGCUUCUUACACAUCAGAGAAGUCACACAGGUGAGCGGCCAUAUUCAUGUUCAUGGUGUGGGAAAUGUUUCUCUGUGAAAGGAAACCUUCUAACACACCAGAGAAGGCACACCGGAGAGCACCCUUUUUCAUGUUUAGAGUGUGGGAAAAGUUUCACUGACAAAAGAGCACUUUUUAAACACCAGAUAGUUCACACAGGCAAGUAUCCUUACUCAUGUUCAGAGUGCGGGAAAUGUUUCACCGAGAAAGCAUAUCUUCUUACACACCAGAGAAUUCAUACAGGUGAGCGCCCUUACUCAUGUUUAGAUUGUGGAAAAUGCUUCACUCAAAAAGGAAACCUUCUUAAACACCAAAGAAGCCACACCGGUGAGCGUCCUUUUUCAUGCACAGAGUGCGGGAAAUGCUUCAUAUUGAAAAGACACCUUUUGCUACACCAGAGAAUUCACACAGGUGAGCGUCCUUUUUCCUGCUCUGAGUGCGGAAAAUGUUUCACCGAGAAGGGAAAACUUCUUACACAUCAGAGAAUUCACACGGGGGAGCGCCCUUUUUCCUGUCCGGAGUGCGGGAAAUGUUUCACCCAGAAGGCAGAUCUUAACCGACACCAAAAAAGGCACAGGGGUGAGCGGCCAUAUUCCUGUUCAGAGUGCGGGAAAUGUUUUUCUGAGAAAAGCAGCCUUCUUUAUCACCAGAAAAUUCACUCUCGGGAGGGACCUUUUUCCUGUUCAGAGUGCGGGAAAAGUUUUAUACAUAAAGGAAAUCUAAUUAGACACCAGAAAUCGCACACCUCCGAGAUCAGUGUAGUGAAGAAAAAAUCUGGCGAGCCAUUAAUCCCCAGCAGCUCCAUCCAACAGACGUCACCCAUCACAGUGCCUCCACCUCACUGUCACUGUCUGACAACAAAGCUAAAUAUUAACAAGAAGAUUUUGGAAGCCACCAAAAAACCUGAUCUGCUGACAGGAGAGAGUGUAAAACUGGGAGAUUUGAAAGUUGAGGAUGAAGAGGAAAAGGAGACGUUGAAUGAAGACUUGAUAUAUACGACAGUUGAGGUUAAAGAGGAAGAAGAGAUAGAUGUGGGUGCCAAUCAGCAGUCUACAGAUAAGGAUGGGGAGAUUUUAAUAAGUAAACAGGAGAUUUUAUCUCCUGAUAUUGGUACAGAUGGAGGACGUCUGAGGAGCACCUUGGAGGAAGAUCUUAUUUUAACCUCUGAUGGCAAUGCAGAAGAUAAUGGCAAAGUACAAUAUUCUCCAGCAGUAGAUCGCAUCGCUCACAAUAUACACCAUCCUGAGACAUCAAUGGAUCCCUCUAAUCCUGAAGAAUCUUCUGACCAAUCACAUUCUGUUACUCCAGAUGUCCAUCGAAGGUUUCACGGUCCAGAAAGGUCAACAGAUCCACCUCAUCCCAAGGGAUCUUCUCCAGGCCAUGAAGGAGUUCACACAGCAGAGUAUUUAUUGUCGUGUUUGGGGUGCGGUAAAUCUUAUAAAACAAACUCUGAACUUCAUCUACAUCUCAGAUCUCACACCAGGGUGAUCUUUACGUGUUCUGAGUGCGGGAAAUCUUUCACUGAGAAAAAGGAACUGCUUACACACCUGAAAAUUCACGAGGCUGAAAAUGUUUACUCGUGUUCCGAGUGCGGAAAUUGGUUCACCAAGAAAGCUGCACUUAAAAGGCACCAGAAAGUACACACGGGCGAGCGUUCCCAUACGUGUUCGGAGUGUGGGGAACGCUUUUCUGAGAAAAGGACCCUCCUCAUGCAUCAGAGGAUUCACACGGGGGAGCGCCCUUUUUCCUGUCCAGAGUGUGGUAAAAGUUUCAUUCAGAAACCAGAGCUAAACCGACACGUUAAAAGUCACAAAGAAGUGCGUCGCUACACGUGCUCAGAGUGCGGAAAAUAUUUUCAUGAAAAAAUCAACCUUCUUGAUCACCAGAAUAUUCACGCUCCUGUUCAAGGUGCGGGAAGUGUUUUCGUUCAUGAAGAGAAUGAGAUGAAUAUAGUGAAAAAAACAUCUGGAGAUCCAUUACCACCCAGCAGCCGUCUUCACAGGACAUCCCCCAUCACAGUGCCUCCACCUCACUGCCUGACAACAGAGGUAACCAGUGCCAAGAAGAUUGUAGAAGUCACCAACAAGAUGAUGGUGCUGCUGACAGGAGAGGACUGUGCUGUAGUUAUAAAGACUUCAGCUGAGAAUAAUAUUGAAAGGAGAUGUCACCACGUGUCCACAAAAGAAAAAGAAAACACCACCACAGUACCUCUACCUCCCAUUCUGACACUUCAGAAAAAGGACAAGAAGAAGAUCCUAGAUGUCACCCAGAAGAUCAUUGAUCUGCUGACAGGAGAGGAAGAAAACUUGAUUUAUAUGAAAGUUGAGGUUGAAGAGGAAGAAAAGACAUAUAUGAGUACCAAUCAGAAGCUUAAAGAGGCGAAUGGGACGAUUUUAAAAAGUGAAAAGAAUUCGCCUUUUGAUAUUGGCACAGAUGGACUCUACAUCAGGAAUACCUCAGAAGAACAUCCUAUUGUGACUUCAGAUUGUAAUGCAGAAGAUAAUGGCACUUCACAAUUUUCUCCAGCAGUAAAUCCCGUUACUCAAAAUGCUCAUCUCGGACCUUUCUGUUGUGAGACAUCAAUGGAUCCCUCUAAUCCUGAGGUAUCUUCUGACCAAUCACAUUCUGUUACUCCAGAAAUCCAUCUCCAUUCUCACAGUCCAGAAGGAGCAACAGAUCCACCUAAUCCUAAGGAAUCUUCUCCAACCCGUGAUGGAGUUGACACAGGAGAAUGUUCAUUGUCAUGUUUGGGGUGCGGGAAAUCUUUUAAAACAAACUCUGAACUUCUUAUACAUCUCAGAUCUCACACCAGGGUGACCUUUACAUGUUCAGAGUGCGGGAAAUCUUUCACUGAAAAAAGUGAACUAAUUGCACACCAGAAACUUCACAAGGCUGAAAAUCCUUAUUCGUGUUCAGAGUGCGGGAAAACGUUCAUUGAGAAGAGCGCACUUAAUACGCACCAGAGAAUCCACACAGGUGAGCGCCCGUACUCAUGCCAGGAGUGCGGAAAAUGUUUUACUCAGAAAGCGCACCUCCUUAGACAUGAGAGAUGUCACAAGGGCGAGCGUCCUUUUUCCUGUCCAGAGUGUGGAAAAUCUUUCACUGACAAAAGCGUGCUGCUCAUACACCAGAGAAUCCACACAGUGAGCCUCCAAUGUUGUGAAGACCAGGGUCUACAAUACAGCGCCCAGAACGUUUUGCAUUUUUCAUCUAUCUGGUUGGAGAGAGGAGACCUUGCAGGAACUUGCAGCAGAGGAGAAGAGUAUUUAAAAGGACACAAGGACUUCUACAAGGACGUCAUGAUGGAGAAUCAGCCGCCCCUCACAUCACCGGAUGGAUCCAGUAAUGGGAACCCACCAGAGAGAUGUCCCCGUCCUCUGUAUUCCCGUGAGUCCACACAGACAUAUCACACCAUCUCAUGUAAAGUUAAAGAAGCGAUAAAAAUGGAGGAUGAAGAUGAGUUUGAUGUGAUGGAGGAGUGUACAAAAGGACACAGAGAUCCAUCCAAGGAUGUCAAAAAAGAGCCAUUCAGUGACACAAACCCACCAGAGAGAUGUCCUCGUCCUCUGUAUUUCCGGGAUUCCAAAAAGAAUAACCAAACCAUUUGUCACCAUGAUCAGAGUGAUGAACUGAAAAUUAUCAAAGUUGAGAUCAAAAAAGAAGAGGAGGAGAUGUUGGUGAGUGGAGAUCAGCAGUCUAUGGAGGAGAGGGAGAUGGUUAUGGAAAGUAAACAGGAGGAACCUUCUCUAUAUUUAGACACAAAUGGACGCCGUGUCAGGAAUUCCUCGGAGAGACGUCCUAAAUCAUCUGCAGAUUGGAACUCAAAAGAUGACGGAAUAAGACCGACUUCACCAGAAGUAAAUCCCAAUGCCCAGAAUAUCCCCAGACCUUACCAUUCAUCUACAUCAAUGGAUGUCUCUAAUCUUGAGGGAUCUUCUGAUCAAUCACAAACUAUUUCUUCAGACGUCCAGCUUAGUUCUCACAGUGCAGAAACAUCUACAGAUCCAUCUAAUCCCGGGGAGUCCUCUUUGACCCAGGAAAUGGUUCAGGCAAGUGAGAAGCCGCUCUCAUGUUUCGGGUGUGGGGCAUCUUUCAAAACAGGAUCUGAACUUAAUGUACAUCUUAGGUCUCACACCAGCGUGUCCUUUUCAUGUUCAGAGUGCGGGAAAUCUUUCACUGAGAAAAGAGAUCUUCUUACACACCAGAAUACUCACACAAGUGAGACUCAUUCAUGUUCCGUGUGUGGGAAAUGUUUCCCUGAGAAACGAGAACUUCUUAUACACCAGAAAACUCACAAAAGUGGGAACUCUUAUCCAUGUUCAGAGUGCGGGAAAUGUUUCCCUGAGGAAAAAAGACUUCUAUCCCACCAGAGAACGCACACGGGUGAUCGUCCUUAUCCAUGCACAGAGUGCGGGAAAUCCUUCACUAUGAAAAGUGUACUUCAAACACAUCUAAGAACUCACACGGGCGAACGUCCAUUUUCGUGUUCAGAGUGUGGGAAAUCUUUUGUUCAGCAAGGAAGCCUUAUUAGACACCAAAGAAGGCACAAAAACGAGUUGCCUUUCUCUUGUUCAGAGUGCGGGAAAUCUUUCCUUGAGAAAGCACAGCUGAUUGGACAUCAGAGAAGUCACACGGGCGAGCGCCCUUUUUCUUGUCAAGACUGCGGGAAGAGUUUCACUCAGAAAGCCAGCCUUCGUGCACACAAGAGAACUCACACGGGGGAGCGCCCUUUUGCGUGUUCAGAGUGCGGGAAAUGUUUCACCGAGAAAGGCGCACUUCAUGUACACCAACGGAGACACACAGGCGAACGUCCUUUUUCAUGUUCAGAGUGCGGGAGAUAUUUUCUGGAGAAAGGAACCCUUCUUAAACAUCAGAAGACUCACAAUCAGGAGGGCCCUUUUAUAUGUUCUGAGUGCGGGAAAAGUUUCACCUAUAACGGAAAUCUAAUUAGACAUCAGAGUACACACAUCUGAGGACAUGUUGACACAUAUAUGGCUGCGAUUAGCAGUUUGAACUGUUUAGUUCAUAGGAUAACUGUCCAUGGGCAUAGAUUCCACCAUCUACUUCUCUACAGCCUCAGAUGAAUGAAUGCAAAGUGCUCAGAGACUUCCCGUAAACGCUGUGUAUUUUUUUGCUUUCAUUCCACAUGUACAACAAUGUGGUGUUUUUUUGCUUUAAUAAACAUUUCUUCUGUUUUAAAAAAAAAAAAAAACAUUUAUAACAUUUGUACUUCAAUUAUAUAAGAUUUCAGUGAAGGUUUGUCUUGUAUAUUAAUCACUUCUGAUUUUCUAAAAUAAACCAGAAAGUUCUAGACUUUA